Messenger RNA from Eutrema salsugineum, 1168 nucleotides. Its product is annotated as dehydration-responsive element-binding protein 2D. Gene Ontology annotation, cellular component: nucleus. Gene Ontology annotation, biological process: response to stress; positive regulation of DNA-templated transcription. The transcript has a single exon. The record is from RefSeq and is a predicted model, not a curated record. The coding region runs from base 265 to 882 and encodes 205 amino acids. NCBI's taxonomy places the organism in Eukaryota, Viridiplantae, Streptophyta, Magnoliopsida, Brassicales, Brassicaceae. Gene Ontology annotation, molecular function: transcription cis-regulatory region binding; DNA-binding transcription factor activity.
UCACACUCUCUCCUGGUUUUACGAUCUUUGUUGCCAAAAAGAGAAGGGCCUCUCGAGACAAGUGUUAGAAUUACAAACACAACACCAGCUUCCUCUUCUCGACACGACCCUCCGUCAUGUCUGCGCCAGCUAUGUCUUCUCCUUGCCACGUUUCAUCACUCUCUUCCACUAUAUAUACACACUUACACAUCUCCUCAUCUCUUUGCCUUACCACUCACCAAAAAUCGUCACAUAACAACUCAUUCGAGCUGUCAACAUCAGCAUAUGUCAUCCAUAGACCCAAAGGUAAUGAUGGUUGGUGCAAAUAAGAAACAACGAACGGUCCAGGCCAGUUCGAGGAAAGGCUGUAUGAGAGGAAAAGGUGGACCCGAGAACGCGUCUUGCACUUACAAAGGCGUUAGACAACGCACUUGGGGCAAAUGGGUCGCUGAGAUCCGUGAGCCUAACCGAGGAGCUCGUCUUUGGCUUGGUACUUUCGACACCUCCCGUGAGGCUGCCUUGGCUUAUGAUUCCGCAGCUCGUAAGCUCUAUGGGCCCGAGGCUCACCUCAACCUCCCCGAGUCCAAAAGAAGUUACCCUGAUACAGCGUCCUCUGGGAACACACCAAGCAGCAACACCGGUGGAAAAAGUGGCGACUCGGUCAAUGAGGAAUCGCCUUGUUCAUCCAACGAGAUGAUGUCAUCGUGGGGAACAGAGGAGAUAUCAUGGCCGGAACAUAUGAACGUGGAUUUGCCGGUAACGGAUGAUUCUUCAAUAUGGGAAGAAGCUACAAUGUCGUUAGGGUUUCCAUGGGUUCAUGAAGGAGAUGAUGAUAUUUCUCGGUUUAAUACUUGUAUUUCCGGUGGCUAUUCUAAUUGGGAUUCCUUUCAUUCCCCACUUUAAGGUUUCACUGAACUCUUCUUAACGACUAUUAAGACCUUAUCAUAUACAAUAUACAUACUCAGAAUCGUCACUGUGUUCUAGGAAUAUGUGUAAAUAAUAAAUAGACAUCAGCUCUGUGUAAUUAUGUGCAUCUACAUGUGGUUUGCUGUAGUGUAAAAGCAGAUUCUUACCACAUCAAACACAUGAAAAAAGACAGUUGUGUGUCACGAAUGCAAAAGUGUGUCUUGUGGAAAAUUAGAAGUGCAAUGUAUCUGUGUAAUUAAAACGGGAUAUUACGUUUUGUGUG